This is a messenger RNA of Odocoileus virginianus texanus, 5091 nucleotides long. It is a transcript of the gene PHRF1, whose product is annotated as PHD and ring finger domains 1. The record is from RefSeq and is a predicted model, not a curated record. Lineage: Eukaryota; Metazoa; Chordata; Mammalia; Artiodactyla; Cervidae.
GCGGCGGCGAGUGUCGGGGAGCGGCCGGCGAGGCGCACGGUUCCGGAGCUGAACGCUCAUGUCCAGCGAUGGAUGACGACAGCCUGGACGAGCUUGUGGACCAAAGCCCGGGGCCCGAUGGCCACCCAAGACUCCGUCCUGCUGCCCUGGCCAGCGAUGCUGAAGGAAGCAGUGAUGCCCACAGUGGCACCUCUGAGGACGACUCGGGCAGCGAGCACAGCGAUGAGGAGGAUGCAGACGGGGACCUGGAGGACGGAUCUGGUUCCGAGGACUCUGAGGAAGAUGGUGACGACAUGGACACGUUAGCAGCAGCAGCAGAUACUCAGGGAACGCUGGAAGCCAGUGGUGCAUUUAAUUCUGAUGACGACUCUGAGAGCUGCCCGAUCUGUCUCAAUGCUUUCAGGGAGCAGGCUGUGGGGACGCCCGAGAACUGCGCCCACUACUUCUGCCUCGAUUGCAUCGUGGAGUGGUCCAAGAAUGCCCAUUCCUGUCCAGUUGAUCGAAUUAUAUUUAAAUGUAUUUGUAUUCGAGCUCAGUUUGGCGGUAAGAUCCUGAAGAAGAUUCCAGUGGAGAGUGCCCGGCUCGGGGAGGACGAGGAUGAAGACCCGACCUUCUGUGAGGUGUGUGGCCGGAGCGACCGGGAGGACCGGCUGUUGCUCUGUGACGGCUGCGACGCUGGGUACCACAUGGAGUGCUUGGACCCCCCUCUCCAGGAGGUGCCGGUGGAUGAGUGGUUCUGUCCGGAAUGUGCUGCCCCCGGGGCCACUUCUGCCGCUGACACGGGUCCCGUGAGCGAGGAGGAGGUCUCCCUGCUCUUGGCUGACGUGGUGCCCACCACCAGCCGGCUUCGGCCCCGCACGGGGAGGACCCGGGCCAUCGCCAGGACGCGGCAGAGCGAGAGGGUCCGAGCGACAGUGAACCGGAACCGGAUCUCCACGGCCAGGAGGUUCCAGCGUGUCCCCAGGUACCUCAUGUCGUCUCUGCUGGACGAGACCAUUGAAGCCGUGGCUGCCGGGCUCAGCACAGCCGUGUACCAGCGCCCCGGGCCGCGCGCCCCUGCCCGCCGCAGGAGGAAAGGAGGAAGACGGAAGAAAGCAUCAGGAAGAAAGAAAGCCCCAUCCAGAUCGUCUGCAAAGAGCAGGAGCUCAGGGCCAAGGUUGAAGAAACGCCUGGGUCGUGUGAAGAAGAGGAAAGCACAGAAGAUAAAGAAUGAAGCCACGGCUCGUUCGCGCAUCGCACGGACGCUGGGUCUCUGCAGGCCAGCCCGUGGAGCCUGCACCCCUUCCGUGUACAAGCCUGCAGACCCGUCUCUGGGACUGAUGCGUGCUGACAUCGGGGCAGCCUCUCUCUCCCUGUUUGGAGACCCCUAUGAGCUGGACCCCUUCGACAGCGGUGAAGAGGCGUCUGCAAGCCCUGCUUCCCCUCUGAGCGCCAAGAGGAGGGUUCUGUCCCGGUCAGCCCUGCGCUCCCACCAGCCUGUAGCCAGACCCAUCUCCAUGGGGCUCUCCAGGAGGAGUGCUCCCACUGCAGCCCCCCAGCCGGAAGUGGACGCAGAGCCCAGCCCUGACCUGCUAGGGAGCAUCCUGUCUGGCCAGAGCCUUCUGAUGAUGAAUGGCGCCGACAUCGUCAUCCACCGCGAUGGCUCCCUCAGCGCCAAGAAGGCAGUGCCAGUUUCUUUUCAGCGGAACUCACCUGGUCCAUCCAGAGUGCCAGAAGGCGCCGGUGGGCGUCAGUCAGGAAGCGGGCCGCAGAGCUCGGGGCCCAGCUGCCCGGGCAGGGCCGCCCCCGCCCCCACCCAUGUCCCUGCUCUCCUGUCGGGAGCAGCAGCAAAGCCUGGCUCCUCUGUGACACCUCGGUUGGACCAGUCUCAGACCUUGUCCAGUGAGAGCAGACCUGGUAUAAAACAGGGUGAGGAUCACCGGUUUAACAGCGACAGCAAGCACUCUCUGCCUCUCGGGUCUGUGGCAUUGAAGGUCUCACACAGCUCUGACUCGCCCUCCAAGAGCACAGUGCCGGGCCAGGCCCUAAGACCAGCUCCCAGGCGGACAGACAUCUCUGAGCUCCCCAGAAUACCAAAGAUCAGGAGAGAUGGCAGCCAGGGGGACGAAGUUCCCACCAGCAGGCAGGGCGUUGAGCUCCCCAGCUCCUGCAUCAGCCGGCUGACGGGCAGGGAGGGCUCUGGACAGCCUGGCUGCGGGGCCCGGGUGGAGGGUGAGCCCAGCAACCGGGGCGCGCAGGAGCCCAGCACGCGCUCGGGGGGGGGGGCCCAGCCCCCCAGCCCGCUGGGGCCCGCCCGGGGAAAGGGUGUUGGCUCCACCUUUGAGAGUUUCAGGAUCAACAUUCCUGGGAACACAGCCCAUUCCGGCAGACUGCUCAGCCCCGGCUUCUGUAACACGUUCCGGCCAGUGGACAGCAAGGUGCAGAGGAGAGCAAGCCCCUCACCCCUCUUCUCUGUCAGGAAGACAAAGCAGCUCAAGAGUGAGAUCUAUGACCCCUUCAACCCCACGGGCUCCGACUCCAGCUCCGCCAACAGCAGCCCUGAGCGUUUGGGCCUUCUGCCCUCGGAGAUCACGCGAACCAUCUCUGUGGACAGUCCCGAGGCCCCAGCACUGCCCCCUGUGCGCUGUGUCACCUCCUACACGGUGCAGACCAGCGCGGGAAAGGAGCCGGAGCCCCCCCAGGGGCCCUCCAGUCUGUCCGAGCUCCAGGACGAGGAGCCCUGCGCACAGGCACAGCAGCUGUCCCCCCCGGAGCCCUGGGGUGAUGAGGCCCUGCCAGCCCGCAGCUCCUUCUUCGGCUCUGAGAGCCGGACGGUGACUUGCGUGACUGUGGUGGAGCCUGACACGCCACCCAGCCCGGACACCCCGCCUGCAGCCACCCACAGGGUCGUGGAGCUGCGCUCCCCCACCCGCUCCCGCUCCCGGUCCAGCUCCCGCGGCCGGAAGAGAGGCCCACAGCCGAGGGCAGCCACCAGGGAGCACUGCGCCGGCCGCUCGGGCUCCCGCUCGUCCCGUUCAGGAGACCGGAGUUCCAGGUCUGCCUCGCCUGCAGCGGGCGAGGACCAGCCCAAGAGACACCGGCCCAAGGCCCGGGGCCGCAGGUCCUCCAGCGAGCGCUCCAGCAGCCACGAGCGCACCAAGCGCAAGAAGGCGAAGGACAAGAGCAGGGAGCGGGGCAGAGGCUCCUGGGGCCGCGGCCGCCGGAGGUCCCGCUCCCGCUCUGGGAGCCCUGGGAGCUCUUCCCACGAGCACCGCGAGGGCCGCAGGAAGAAGAGGCGGCGGUCAGGGUCCAGGUCUCGGGGGAGGGAGUGCUCGCCCCCCAGGCACCCCAGGGAGAGGAGGGGGCGGCCCCGGGACCGGCACAGCUCCCGUGAGAGGCGGCGGCGAAGGUCCAGGUCCCCUAGCCCGGAACACCGGCCCCGGGUGCACCGGCGGCCUCGGUCCCGGGAGAAGCGCCCGCGGCCCCACCCCCACUCCCCUGAGCGGAAGUUGGCCCCAAAAGAGGCUUCUCCAGCACCCCCUCCCCAGGAGGAGCCCAGGCCAGACAGGGAGCCCCCAGCCAGGUCCCCGGCUGGGCCCCCACCCUCAGCGGGAGCAGACGGCUUACCAGAAGGGCCAGAAGUCGACAAGACCACCCCAGUCCCGGAGGUGCUCGCGGAGUGUCCAGCGGAGGAUGUGGACUAUGGCGACUCUGUGGAGGCGGGGCACCUCUUUGAGGACUUUUCCAAUGACACCAUCUUCAUGCAGCUUGAUGACAUGAGUUCCCCGCCCUCCCCGGAGAGCACGGACUCUUCCCCGGAGCGCGACCUCCUGCCCAAGCCCACCAUGCCCCCAGCGGGCCCCCAGCACGACACCAGCCUGGCCAUGGCUGUCAUCCGGAGGGAGGUGUCUCGGAUCCAUGGUGAAGAUGUGGCACAGCCCUUGCCCGGGACCGAGGUCCCCCAGGAGAAGCACUUGCUCCAGCAGGAUGCAGACGAGGCCGCCACAGUGCCCUGUGCCCUGGGUGCCGAGGCCCCUGGCGGGACACCUGUGGGGAAGGAGGAAGGCCCCUCUCAGAACCCUCUGCUGCGGGCCAAGGCGCUGGUGAAGAGGGUCACCUGGAACCUCCAGGAGGCAGACUAUGGGGCCCCGGCCAACGACAGAGGCCUGUCCAGGAGGCAGCCUUGUGGCCUGGAGGGCCCCAGAACACCCACCCCCGUAUGUUGGCCCCCAGGGACACCACUUCACAGGCCACAGAAGCCCCGGGAAGGAGUCUGGGAAUCUGACGACGUGGGCCCCGUGGCUGGGCUCCAGCAGGCACCUUUCUCUGAGCCGCCUGCCCCUGCUUAUGUGCUUCCAGAGCCUGGCUUCCCCCCAACUGACCCCUCUCAGGUACAGAGCCCCAGCCUGCCCCCCGGCCCAGCCCUGCCAUCGGGCGUCCCGCCAUAUGCACCCAUCAGCCAGCCCGCAGUCCAGUUCCUCCUCCAGGGGAGCCUGCCCCUCCCGGGCUGCGGGGUGGCCCAGAGCCUGGCCCCAGUGUCCACCAUCCCGACUGCAGCCUCAGAGCCAGCUGGCCACGCUGCCACCACCACUGCUGCCAACAACUCUGAGGAGAGGACGGCUCCCCCUAGGCCAGCCCCAGAGAAGGCCAAGAAUGAGGAGUACAUGAAGAAGCUGCAUGUGCAGGAGCGGGCUGUGGAGGAGGUGAAGCUGGCCAUCAAGCCCUUCUACCAGAAGAGGGAGGUGACCAAGGACGAGUAUAAGGACAUCCUGCGCAAGGCGGUGCAGAAGAUUUGCCACAGCAAGAGCGGGGAGAUCAACCCCGUGAAGGUGGGCAACCUGGUGAAGGCCUACGUGGACAAGUACAGGCACAUGCGCAGACACCGGCGGGCCGAGGCUGGCGAGGAGCCGCCAGCCCAGGGCGCGGAAGGCUGAGGAGCAGAAAACGGGACACGCCCCGCCCUCCCGUUUUCAGGGUUCCUGUGAUCACAUGUGGUCUGUGCACCUGUCUUGCUCAUAGUUUAAAACUGGACUUUUUUAUAUGUAUAUUAUAGACACACACAGUUCCCAUUGUGUUCUAAUUUAUCAAAAAUGGAUUCUCUUUAGAAACGUC